UACCACGCGCUCCGAAGUUUGUUAUCGCAAGAAAUUCAGAAAUGUCGAACGAUUUACUAGGGAAAAUUGCCGAGAUUGAUAAAGACGUCGCAGAUAAUUUGAAGGAGGGUGGCCUCACAAAUGAAGAUGUCAAGGAACUGUGUUAUGAUGCAUUAAAGGAAAUUAUUCCUGGCGAUGGUAUGAAAUUGAUUUUACUGCGGUCACGCAUCUGGAAAGUAAUAUCUCAGGAAACUGAGAAAGCACCAACUGAUAAAUCUCAUCCAACAACAAAGGCUUUGGUCGAAAAGCGAAAAAUUGAUAUGGCAGUCUGUGUGGAUAAUCAUAUUGACUUGUCAGAAGAUGAUACUUUCUCAUCAUCAUCAACAGAUGAUAAGGGCCUUACAAAAGCCGGGCCUUCAACAAAAAGAGCAAAGCCUACUCCAGCAACCCCACCAGCAACAUUUCAAGUGAAAUCCCCAGUCUUCACUAUAUACCGUGACAGACGGGUUGACUUGGCUGUGGAAAGUGGUAGUAUACCAGAACAUUUGGUCCAUGACAUUGUGCGGGGAACAGUCAGCAACAUGAUAUCCAUGACCUUGUGUGACCCAUGGAAUCGAUUGCCCACUACAAUGGAGCUGAAGGAAAUGGCAAAAAGUCUUGUUGUGACGUAUCCAUUGCUAUCUGAUCCAGUGAAUGGCCAUGAACGUUUAUUUAACCGCCUGAAGAAGAGAAUGUAUAACAAGAAGACAGUUGAGAACAAGCGGGGUCCCAAUAAGAAAAAAGCCAGCAACAAGAUAACCAGUUAUAUUAAAACCACUGAAUGUCCAGAAGACCAGCAAUCCAACGAUGUAGAUCCAAUCAUGACUGAUAUUAGCACUGGUGAACAGCAGAGCAAUGCUGAAGCUGGAAGUAGCAACAGUAAGUAG
Messenger RNA from Dendronephthya gigantea, 905 nucleotides. RefSeq lists its product as uncharacterized. The transcript is spliced from 4 exons. The record is from RefSeq and is a predicted model, not a curated record. NCBI's taxonomy places the organism in Eukaryota, Metazoa, Cnidaria, Anthozoa, Malacalcyonacea, Nephtheidae. The coding region runs from base 42 to 905 and encodes 287 amino acids.